This is a messenger RNA of Phytophthora nicotianae INRA-310, 525 nucleotides long. RefSeq lists its product as hypothetical. Bases 140 to 454 code for a protein of 104 amino acids. The transcript has a single exon. The record is from RefSeq and is a predicted model, not a curated record. Lineage: Eukaryota; Oomycota; Peronosporomycetes; Peronosporales; Peronosporaceae.
CACAUCCGCAGCACUCCAUGCGCGGCAACCUAACGAAUAAGGCCAGCAGCGAUGACCUUUCACCAGUUGCCUAGUCUGCAUUGCCAAGCCUCACCACGUUUCACCACUCCAUUUCCAAACGAACACCGGAGCUGCAAAGAUGAAGUUGACCGUCAUGCUAACUGUGCUGAGCGUCAUAGCGACUCCGUUUGCAAGUGCAGAGCCCCCAAGACGUCAGCUGCGCCGUGAAAGCGCCCUAUCACCGCCACUGCCGAAGAUUCUUCUCGACGAAAGCAAAACGAGCGGCAAUCUCCACCAACUACAAGAUGAAACUGGCGUCAACAAAGUUAUCGGACACGCUGCCUCGGCGCUGCUUAUCACGCCUGUGACGGGUUGGAUCGGCUUGACCCUCCCUAGCCUCCCCGACCCAGUACCUGGCAGAGUGGAGACUCAGCGGCGUCGACGGUUCCCCUAGCGAUAAUGGUUGUUGAACGGCGCAUAGUAACAAAGCAGCUACCUUACCCUCAAUCUAAAGCUCAUGUGGGG